This is a messenger RNA of Vitrella brassicaformis, 16067 nucleotides long. The record is from the annotation of a GenBank genome assembly. NCBI's taxonomy places the organism in Eukaryota, Vitrellaceae.
UCAGUCGAUGACGUGCCCAGUGUUCUGUGUUUGGAGGGAAUUCUGUGUUUGGAGACACAUGCACACUGUGCGAUCCAUAUGACAAAUAGGUGCAUGCAACGGGUCAAAUGGCCAAGCAACGGGUCAAAACCUCCGCAAAGGGCGGCAGCAGAUCAUCUUUUCACCGGUUGUCGACUGUGGUACUUGGCCACCAAACUCACCUGCAAUGAUCACAUCAACAUACACACUCACGCGAGACCAGGCAUUGAUUGAUUUUGGUGUGUGGUACAGGCAAGUUGUCGAAAUUCUAGAAAGUGCCGUCCCCAAGAGCAGACAUACAACAGCAGACCGACAACACACCACGGCAACCACUAGCGCAUUUUUCUGGUUUUUGGCAGUGCACAUUUGUUUGUCGCUUACGAGUACCUGCGAGACACAGAGAUCCAUGAAUCUUCUGCAAUGUGCAUCUGUCUGUUUGUUUUGUCUUACAUAAUCUUCGUUCAAGCGGGACUGUACACGAGCGAUGAUUUGACGUGCGUCUGAACAGAGCCCACACACACAAGAUGGUGCAUAGCGCAUCGUCUGAGUGUGCUAUUCUGCUUGUUCACCAGCAACACUGUGUAGUUCCGAUGCAAUUUUCGGGAAUGCUUGCAGGAUGCGAUCUAGGUGCUGCUUUUUGAGGACGAGCACGAGACAAAACGAAUCAGCCUGAGACAUCGAAGGGAAGGCACGUGGAAGGGCAGAGGACACCAGCAGGACGGCUUUGGACCUGUACGCUGCAGCUCCUCAUCUGUCCCCUCAUCAAUGACAGCUCGCCGAAGAAAUCGCCAGGACCCAGCGACUGAAUGGAGGUUUCGUGUAUCUCUCAAGUAUGAAUGUGCCGGCGUCUGCUUUGUGUGCCGUGCUGGAUGCGUACGUGGAGGAUGCUACUUUCAUCUGUCGAGUAGAUCAGUACUUUCCCCUCCUGCAAAUAUACAAAAGUGACGGAAGCUGAAGAAUAUACAGACGAAGCAUGUUCACCUCGAUGAAGUACAUCUCGUCACCAUAAUCGCCCUGGAAAGGGACAGACAGAGACAUGUGCACGCACUCGUGUUUCUGUAUGUGUUCACCUUGACACAAAUGUAGUCUGCUGGCAUAUAUACGCGACACACGAGAUGGCUCACAACCAAAGACAGGAAAUGGUCCGGCUGAUCCCUGCAAUAACCACACAUGUGACCGUAUGAACCAACUUACAGAGAAAUCAAGUGUCACGUGUUUUCUUCAAUUGGGACCUGAACAUGGGCACUCGGUCAAAGAAUCGCCUAUGGUACUGCACAAAGAUACAGUUGUCAACACGAGCACGCUAGUAAGAUCUCUGGCACAAGAACUUCCUGCGAUACCUGCAACAGGAACUUCCUGUACAGCAGAGGCGGAACACUCGCGGCCAAAUUGGACUGUGUCAAGCCUAUCACCCCGUAUUUCUGCAUCAUCAUAGUGUGUGGAAAGAGGCAGACAUCAGGGAGUGUCAGUCUAUCGACAUUGGUUUUUUGUGAGUGUCUUCCGCACAUGGUCCAGCACUUGCUGCCAGUAAUAUGAGAAGAAAAACUCCGUGCGCGUCAGGAUGGACGAGGGAAUGCCGUCGAAACGCAUCUGAUAAACGGUUCGAAGGACAUGUGCAUCACAUUUGGCAGACGGUACGUACCUUAUUCCGGAUGGUGUUGAAUCGGUCGCUGAGUUGGCUUUGCUCAAUGUUGCUAUUCUGGACGGCAGCUGACACGGAACUGUACCGAGGCGCACGCAUCGACAAGCGAAUACAUGCAUCCACUGCACACACAUGAUAUGCCGUGCGUAACGCACCCGAAGGCCACAGCAAAGAGCGCAUCCCCCACGACGAUGAGGGUGGUGGCGACAAUGCGUUCUCUGUCAGUCUGGGGAAUGAUGUCGCCUGGCAUGCACAUAUGAACGCGUGAUGUAUGCGAGAGCUGUAUGUCGACGUACCGUAUCCCACGGACGUGACGAUCACCAUGGUGUAGUAGAAGGACGCCACGACCUGCAAUCAUAUGAGUUGCAUGAGCACAAUGUGUUCGUGGCAAAUGCCUCCCGACCUGCUGGAACAAAUCUGACCACUCGCGAUCAUCUGUGCACAUCAGUGCAUUAGACGAAUGAGCGAAUGCGAGAACGUGCAUACAAGCGCACCUGAAUGGGCGAGGCCGUAUGCAUCCAGCCAGCUGCCAUUCGUCUCGCGACCGACCGAAUACCUGCCCACAUGUAUGUGUGCGCACCAAGACGUGUGCGUGCAGACAAUCGGAGAGGUAGAUGUGUGGGAUCAGACCGUGUCGCUCAUCUACCAGAUGCAUGACGAGAAGUGCCAGAGCAGUGUGAGCGACAAGACAGCCGACAGAAGUUGCCCGUGGUAGGCGAAGAAAUGCACACGCCUGCACAUGUGGUGUGCACACAGCAGUGCAGACAAGCCAGAUGACGGAGUCACAAUUGCGGGUGCUUAAGGUUACGAGCGCAGUGUGUGUCUCACCUUUCCAGCUCAAUAAAGAUUGCCGGCAGCCUUGCCACGGACACGUACGUGCAGUCGUGCGAACAGCCAUGGUAGUGUCUCUUGUCAUCUGUACCUGAAGACGACGACGAGCCUGAGCAGUCGGAGGAAAACGAAAUACCACUUGGCGUCACCCAUCAUCCAAAGCAGAGGGACUGCAACGCACAAUACACCGUAUGGCGUAAACGCACACAUUGGCUUUGGUAGGUGGACACUCACUUGCCGCAAGCGCAUCGAAUUUGCCUCCCCCGUGUUCCCAAUAGUGAGACAGCAUCGCGGAGGGACGCAAAGUGAACUCGCCACCCUGAGAAAUACAUGCAUCCCGUCUGUGAGCCCUCUCCCAUUCCGCACACACGCAGGCUGGACUCACCUCAGCGCCGUGUUUGUAAAAGGCGGUUCGGCAGUUGAGCAGGAAGAACACCAGGCACUCAAUGUCAAGAAGGGCGAACACGAUGAUCGAGAAUACCUCACUGCACACACACACACACACACACACCAGAAUGGAUGAAAGAAAAUGCACAGAUCCCAGCUCGAGACAUCCGGACACGUGUGUGUAUAUGCUGCAGGCUCACAGUUGCGAGACUUUGAAUGCCGUCACGAAAGGGUAAACGAAGAGCAUGCAAAAGAUCGCAAUGAAGUGCACGCUGUAAAUGGCCAGGCGAGUUUUGCUCUCCGGCAUGAAUAUGAGUCCUGUCUUCGUGAAAGCCUGGGCAAAUGUCCCUGAUCGUGCGACGUCAUUGAAUCAAUCAUGCAGGUGCCUGCAGGGGUAUGACUGGUAGUUGACUCAUUCACGUACCGGAGAAGUGCAUGAGUGAUCCCUGGUAGAGCAUGGAUGCAGCGCCUCUGCCAGUCGGGCUCGAAGAGCCGUGCUGGGACCGCGUGUUCCACCGACGAAGUGGCGACGCGCUUUCCUUCUUCAGCGGGCCUGCAGCCUGCGGAGACCUGUCGGCUUUCAUGCUAGAAGCGUCCUCGUGCUUGUCGUCUUGCGGCUCGCUCGGCAGCAUGAAGGGGUUAUCCUUGCUGUCUGGGAGGUCGGGGGCGAGAGACACUCUUCUCUUGGGAGGUGAAGGCUUCCUUUGCUCCGGAGUCUUGUCAACUGGAGUGACGGGCGUGGCGUCAUCGCUGGCCAGUUGGUCGUUGAGUGCCUCUGCCUCUGCUUUGGUCUCCUUGACCAGCCGCCCCAGGUACUCGUCCAGGUGCGGGUAGGCCCUUGUCAGCGCCCUGAAGUGCGAGCGGUGCAGCACUCCCACCCGGCAGAUCGACGUCGCCAUGACGUCAGCCGUCCGCUCAGUGUUGGAGAACAGGCCCACAGCACCAAAGUGCUGCCCAGGGCGGAUGGUGUUUUUCCUUCCCAGCAGAGUGGUGGCUGCGCCCGAGGCCUUCCUCAUGUAACUGGGGCGGGUGUUGAAGUUGGACUGCGGCACGAGGGGCGGCCUCGUAUCGUUGUAGUCGUAGGUGUAGCCAACGGUUGUGCCCAUCCUAUCCACGCCAGGCGAGCAAACAAGGCACAGGUGGGUUGCGGGAUGGAUAGCAUGCAUACCGUGCAGUUCUCGCUUUGACGUCCUCGAUCUGUAUCCUGUAUGGGCUGAGGUCUUCAUCGACAUUGGCCUGCACGUUGGACAUGUCGUUGUCCUCACACAACCCAUCCAGCAGAAAGAACAUCUCAUCCUGCAAGCAGCACAACACAAUAAUGGCCUAGUUGACUGCCCCAUCCUGGCGCAGCCGUGUAUAUGUGCUCACCGAGACGUCUCCCUUUCUGAUGAUGAAGUCGCCCUCCAUGCAGACGCGGAACUGCAGACAUCUCAGGGUCGAGUUGACCAGCGCCCAGUCAGUGCGACCAUCUGAUGCAGCGACAUUUACCCGUUUCGAGUGGACAGCUUCCGGCAAUCAAUGCAUCUGACGUACCUGGCCCUCUGAAGAAGCCUGUAGUGCAUACGGACAGGUACACGUGGGUGUCUGUUUGAUGGUGAUCGUGCUGCAUGCCCACCUGACGCGUAGAUGAUCCUUCUGUACAAGAACUGCAGGAUGUCGGUCCCUGAACAUCGAUCAAGUGAGUGAGGGAGAGGGCACAUGUGGCUUAUUACUGAGUGCGUCAGGUAUCUCCCUCAGCAGCAGCGCCUCGUCCAGGCCUCUCGACGCCUGCCAGCUGUAAUGGAAGUAAGAUUGCAGCUCCUGCACACAAACACACGAUCAGCGCGGUGCUGGGACGUGCUUUCGUCCAUCCAUGUGAUGUCCCUCCCUCCCUCCCUCCCUCCCUGUCUCUUACGUCGAUGAAUGUUUGUGCAAUGCCGCCCACACCCGCCACCUCCUUGGCCUGGCGCAGAGCCUUGGCGAUCGGCUGCCUCAGCUUCGGACCCAAAUCGCUGACCAGACUCACGAUGUUGCCAAAGAAGGCCGCGUAGCUGAGGGAUGACAUGAUGUCCAUACACCCAUCCAAAUGAGUGUCUAUGUCUGUCUGUUUGCUUACAGGAAGGUCAUGAUGGCGAUCAUAAUGACCUGCAGCCAAUCACAAAUGGACACACAGGGAUGGGGGCCGGUGGGUAUCGCUCACCGUGAAGACCUUCUCCUGGGUCGUAACGGGUGUGACAUCACCAGUCCCUACACACGUGCAGUCGAACAGAGGUACACAAAUAUGACAAGCAGCAGGCAGCGUAGCGGGACUGCAUCACACAGUGUACCGAUGUGGCUGCCUGUGUUGAAGGACCAAUAAAUGGCGUGCACAUAAAUGCUCCGUUCGCUCAACGGGGGCGGGCUCGGGAAGCCUGACACAGAGAAUCCCCAUGCAGAGACAUUAGUCGAUCGAUCGAGCCAGCCAUCCAGCUAGCAUGUGUGUUUGUGUGGUGGUUGACCUGGUCUGCCGAUGCCAUAGCAACAUGGGUCAUCUGGUGAUGGGCUGGCGGGUUUGGCGAUAACGGGCAGGCGGAUAUACCACGAGGCCAGCUCGUCGUUCCUGUCCUCUGCAAGCCGGAUGAACAGGCAGGCGAAGACAUGCAGUGUCGACAGGUAGAAGAAGAGGAUUUCGACGAUACGGAACAGCGACACGUCAAACUUGGCUGUCACCAACAGAUGAUACACCAACUCAGGCAGACGAAACACCUGCACCAAGGACAUACACGAAAGGAUUGAUGGCGUCGCGGGUCUCUCUCUCCAAUCUCUCGUAGCGCUGGCCGACCAUGAAUAGUCUGCAGAGCGGCAGUAUAAUGCUGAGGGUGUUCUCGAAGCUCUCGUUGUCCCACCGGCCGCCCUCUCCCCUGCUCGCCAGAUCAAAGACAAGCGCGAAGGGCACGAUAGUCAGCAGGUCCCGCACGAAGCGGCGGUAGUACAUCCGCCGGAAUACACUGGAUCGCUUGCUCGCCGCGCAGAAAGACGGCGUCUUGGUGGUUCCGCUGGCGGUGAAGAAGCGCUGGACGAAUGACGGCUUAUGCUGAUCCUCUUCGGACUCUGAUAGCGACGAGUCCUGCCGGACCGCCUUGUCCGCUUCGGGAGGGGCGCCGUGGCCCCAACCCCUGUCGAGCAACCUCUCCAUGUGCUCCGCCGCCCACCUGAGUGACACACAUACACGCACACGAUGAGCAGCCAGGCUGAAACACAUAUGCAUGAGUGUAUUUGCCUCUGGAAGAAGCCGAUGGCAAGGGGCGUCUCGUGGGCCGUGUCCUUUUGCAGGUUGGCCAGCGAGAGCUUCGCCAGGAUGAUUGAUAAAGCCCUAGAGACAGGUGAGAACAGAACAGAUGGAGACAUUUUUACUGCAGGGGACGAAGAGUACCUGAAUGAGUGUGCGUUUAGGUUGAGGGCUUCCUGCUUCCUCAAAAGUCGGAAUCUCGUGUAGAAUGCGCGGAACUCGACGUACAUGCCACACGACCUGCACAUCCAUACACACUGGCCUCAGCGCGCCUGCGAAGUGCACAUGGGGAAUCCGUCUGCAUGUAUGAGCCGUACCAUAGGAAUAUAGUUCCAAUCUCCAUGGCGAGCAGCCAGCCUAAAACACAUGACAAGGACACCCGCCGGCCCGUUGCGCCGCGCCUGUGCUGUGCCCAGCGCCCGCGCACCUGAGUAGGGCCAGGAGAAGGCGAGCUGGAGAGGCUGGAUGAGCAUCUGAAAAACGAGUGCCGCACCGUAGAGCAGCAGCAGCAUCCACUCAGCCCACACACGCAUCGCGCGGAUCACAUCGGCGUGCCUCUCCCGCCAGCAAUCUGCCAGCCAGGCCAAGGGGGACAGCACUGAGGUCCUGAAUGUGGUGUCUGUCUCCUGGUCGUCAUGGUUGCUUGACAUGUCCUCGUCGCAUGAGCUGGUCGGCGGCACGGGUGUUUUGUACCCGGAGGGCUCCCUGGGUACGCUCUUGUCCGAAGGCGGCCGCACGGACAGCUCCGGAAUGGAGCACGCCACGGCUGCAGGAGGGGGCGACUUCUCCUCGCAUGUGCCGGGCAGCGACAUGUCCGUGUUGUCGUUGUUAUUGUUGCUGUAAUCGGCGGUCGCCUUCGGUGCGGGAGACGGCAAGGGCUCAUGGCGUUGUUUGAGGAAAGGGCGAAGUCCAAUCCCACUGUCCUUCGGCUGCACCGUGGCGCCUACAUUGGGCUCCGACGACCUCCUGACCUUUUCCGGCUGCUCGCUUCUGGAUCUCUGCGUAUGCACUUUGGCAGUCCUUGUGGUGUUGACGCGCUGAAUGGUGAGGACUCCGCGAAGCAAGCUCAGUCGCCGCCGGAAAGCACUCAGUGUGAGGCGCCUGCUCUUUCUGCUCAUUGAGGGCGAGAGGAGCCAGGCAAGCAGGGACACCAGGCAUAAGUCGCAAGCUCUGUCUGCAUGAAAGCGCUGGCUGAAGUGCCUACUUACUUGGUCAUGAUCUCUUCGAAAUCGUCAGGUGCUGGCCCUGCAAGUGGGAGGGGAGAUAAUGUGCGAUAUAGCAUCGUUUGACAAAGUGUUUCCUAGCCUAUCACCGCACGUAAUACGUUUGUUUCCUCACCCUGCCAGGCAGGCUCCACGGCCCCUCCGAGCGAUGACUGUUUCCUGGGCAUCGCGUCCUUGUCCGUGUCUGUACCGGGGACGGGCCACGCCGUUUGGACUUUUGGUUUGCCGUCAGUUUGUGGCGGGACCAGUGGGGCGGGUGGCCCACCCUCGCCGUCGGUGUCCUCGCGGUCGCUGUGCAAGGGCAGCGACUGCACUCAACAAAAUCAUGUAGACACCGGGCAUAUGUUGUCCAUACUGAUGUGCGCGUAUUGCACCUGUGAGACCAGUGACGGGACGGGGGUAAUGGGUGUGUGGGGGUCCUCGGGGUCGGGGGGAGCCAGCAGCCACGGGGGGGACGCGUUGGUGGCUGCGGGCGCCGUCGGGACAGACGGCUGAUGCACAGGGGAAUGAGCGUCGCUCUUAGCUUCCUCGGCGCUGGCGCUGCUCUCCCCACUCUCGUCUUGCUGUGACUGCUCCUUCUUGUCGCCUUGUUGCGUGGGCAUUUGCUGCUCCUUCACGGAUGCAGAGGAUCGAGACUGGUGCUUGACGCGAGCCUGCGUGCCAUCCACACUCACAUCUUCAUUUGACCAGAAUGGCAGAGUGACGUGUCUGUUUACAUACCUUCCUGAAAGCGGCCUUUGCCUCCUUGAGCCUGGUGAUGGCGACGUCCUGCAUCUUCUUCUUGAUCUCGGGAUACAUCUCUAGUACCUGACCAGCUUACUCAUAAUGACAAGCUCCUCCGACCUGUCUCGCCAGCGGCGCGCACCUGUGCGAAGUCCCUCUUUUGCAGCACACAUGCCGUCACGUUAGAUCGUGACCUCACACUCGCCGUUCUCGUUAGAGACAAAGACUCCCCCUGACAUGGUAUCAGAGAAGGAGAGGAAACAAAGAGUCAGUGACCGUUGGGGGCACUGAUCGAUGUGUCUGUGUGUUUACUUCAGCGUCCUCCAGUAGUGACAGCUCGCCCACAAAUGACCCUGCAAGUGCAGCGCUGCGCUGUUUUGCACAUCGUCACGACGUGUGUGCCAUGGCUUGCCUGGCCCCAAAAUGGCGACCCGUUGUGUGGCCGAUCCGAAGCCGACAAGCACCUCUACCUCACCCUGGACCACAACACGCCACUCGACACCAUCGUAUCCAUGCAGUCUGGGUCCUCACUUGGUAAGGUUACCUGGAGAAUGAUAAACAUCUCGUUGGCCAGCUCACGUUGCCGCAUCAGAAACUCACCCUGUGCCCGUGCACCCAUCCAUGAAAGAGACGCAAACAAAGCACACACAAACUCUCAUUUCACAAAAUGUGCGCUCGUCGCCUCGCGAGCACCUUGGCUACGAGCACAGGUUUGAGCGACACCACCAGGCCAGCUAUCAGGUCGGGAUUAUCCUGAAACACGCACAGCCACACACAGAGUAUACCCUUGCCUCGUCGUGUCUGGUGUUGACAUAUGCUUUCCUGGAAGAUUGGCACGUCCUUGAGCGCCCGACUGUACAGGAACUCACAGACUUCUUUGCGAAUGGGGGCUGGGAACUCACGCAGCACUACCGACUCGUCAACUCCCCUUCAACACACACAGACACAACAUCUCCUCCUCUCCUCCGCACAGAGACACCCGGGCAUACCUAUACGAUUUCCAGAGCAUCUCCAUGUGUGCCCGCACCCGUAUGCACAGCCGCUCGGGAAUCUGCACAUGCGCUAACCAAUGCUGCACCAACACACACACACACACACGUGCGUGUGAGGUGGAUGAGCAUCUCGUUUCUUUCUUCGGGUGUCACCCUCAGGUCCCUCAGCUUCUGCAGGUGAGCGGUUGACGCGGCAUUGAGAGAUGACACCAAUGUGGUCACCUCAGCGUACACAAACGCAAGGAACACCUGAGCACCCACACACCCACACACAGCAUCAAUCGUCCGUCCGUGUGAUGUGUGGUUGGUUGCCUUGGACACGAGCACGAUCACAAUCGCAUAGAGCCUCUCGUCAAACGCCACGAAUACCCAAUCGCCAAACGCAACUGUGCCGGCAACCUGCACAGCACAACCAAUGCACAGUGACGUUACGUAAGAUCUCAUCGUGUGUGCGGUGUGCGUGUGUGCGUGUACUUCGCACCAGUGAUGCCAGGUACACGCAGUUGACAUACUCUUCAUACGCCGACAUGUGCAUCCCAAACGAAGGAGGCCUGCACGCACACAUGUUCAGGGGAGACUGAGUGACUUAGCGACUGACUGACUGACUGACUGAGUGACGGACAGACCUCACCUGUUUAUAUUUGGGUUGACAAUGCCUUCGCUUUCGAUCUUUUGCGGGAACAGAAAGGGGGCCCGCGAGUAAAAGGAGCUGACACACACACAGGUCAUACCAUCAACGUGUGAACAUUCUCCUUUGUGUGCCGUCUCGGCUAACGUGAAUAGGCUGCUUUGUUGGUGGUGGUCGUUGGGCGGCGUGUUGGUUCGCCCCACCAAAAAGAUUCCACACGCAAACCAAUGCCUGUAGAAAACGACAGGGUAUAUCCAUGUGGGUGUACAGCUGCGUGUAUGUGCCCUUUACGAACGUGAGGAGUAUGAAGAUUGCGAACAGGAAAAGUACCGAUCGCCAGGUAUCAUCAUAGCCCAGAAGCAGCAUCACGGCACCCAAACCCUCACGGCCUGCACACAGUGACUCAUCCAUCUCAAUCAAUGGUCAGUUGAUGAUGUCUUACCGAGAAAUUUCCACAGUCUGACAACAGAACACCAAGCUUGAACAAUUAGGCUCGUACCAGUGUGCUGUGGUAUAAAUAUCGUACCUGUAUGUGCGGGCCAGACGGAAAAAGCGCAGUAGAGAAAUCGUCUCGUGACUCUGACAAACGACCAUAGACGGAUGAAUGAAUGGUGGGAAACCGGCGUGUUGGGCGGAUGUGCGUGUCGCUUCAUCACUCACUCACUCACUCACUUGUGACUCCGACCAGCCAAACAGGGCAGUGAGGGGCAGCGACGAGGCCAAGUCCACCAGGAACCUGACGGAAUGCAUGCAAAGCACAUUGCCACGUGUGUGUCGCGUGUGGCCGCCAGACCAUGUGUUGAGGUAGUGGUAUGACACACGCGAGGGAUUGGACAGCUCCACACCACUCUAGGCACCAAGCAAGCAAAUAACAUCGAGCUCAGAUUGAUUGCCGUCAAUGUGUCGUUCCUUCAUCACUCACCUUGCCCCCCGGUAUGGCAAUACGAAAGCGCACAAUGAUGUCCAGUAUGUAGAUCACCUUGUGCAGCCAUAGACAAGCACAAACACACAGUUGCUUGCUUCUUGUUUGUCCCCUGUUGCAUCCCUGCGGCUCCCACCUGAGCAACAGCAUCGAUCUUUGCAAUUGGCCCUCGGGCGGGACGCUCGAAGCAGUAACUGUACGGCACAAAUACUGCACACACCACACACGCCACGCACAGCCAGACAUGUCUCUCUCUCUCUCUCUCUCUCCCUCGCUCUCUCCUUGCCAUUUGUCGCCCGUCUGCCUGCAGGUGAGUGUGUGUUAGUGUGUCUGUGCGGGCCGUUCAUUGGUUACUUAGGUUCCAGAGAACAGCAAAGCAUAUGAGGAAGUUCCACAGCACAUACGCCUGGCUCCCCGGCUGAAUCAUAAACGAUGAAGAGACGUCCCGAAACGCAAAACUACAGACGCACGCACAGCACUUGCCGCCACGCAAUCAACAGACGAAUCCAUAUUUAAUUUGCUUUGGCCUACCGUGCGAAUGGGGUGACGUUGAAUCGUUCGACAGUGUUUUGCCUCUGUUGGAGGAGGGGGACUUGCUGCGGGAGUGGGUGCUCCGCUCUCUCCCUGCUGCGGCUCUUGCUCUUGGCGCCAGAGCCCCAACGGUACCAUCUGCGUACAUACCAACCAAUACACAUCCAUGUGCAGUCAGGUGAUCGUUUGCCGGUCCGUCACAGAGGUGAUUACUUCUUGGCAGGCUGUUCGGGCUCUUUGCCUCCCUCAUCGACGGCUACAACAGUAUAGUCGUCUCGCGGCUCCUUCCGCCUGUCCCGCUUGUCGCCUCGCGAGAUGAUGCGGUGCGGCGGGACGGAUAUGACGUUCUCGCCAAACCUCUCGUUCAUGUGCUGCACCAGGUGCUGCGCCAGCCGCAGCUGCUGAGAAGACGGCACUGCAUUCACGGGCGAAUCUGAUGAACUGCAUCCAGGACAAAACACAUGCAGACAGAUGACACGGUGAGGCGUCCCUGUCUCUCCAUGUUGUUUGUGUCUCUUCCUCUGUGGCAGCUCAGCUCACCCGACGCCUCCACUCGUGGCUUGGUCGCUGCUGCCCUGUUGGUUAGUCUGUGUGGUGCUCUCAUCAGGUGCACUCUCCACUUCGCUCCACUCGUCCCUCUCCCGUCCCCACUCGUCCUUGUCGAAAGGCACCGAGUGAGACGGAGAUGACACCGACAUCGGAAGCUCCAGCAGAGGCGACAUCAACACUGACUGGCGGCCCUUCAUGUGCUUCAUGUACUCUGCCAGCCCCUCGGCGUCCUCCAUACAUGACAUCGACGACGCCCGCCGGGCCCGCAGGUUGAGAAACAGCUGGGAGGCCCGCCGCUGGGCGUCUGUCUUGCCGACCGAUGUCUGCAUGGCCCCCUUAAUGCGCUUUCUGAUGCUGUAGCGCCUCCUGGACCUGAGGGGCAUGUAUGCGGCCAUCCUCUCAGCGCUCUCCGGGCUGAUCCGCCGCCCGGUGUCGCCCAGCUCGGGUUGGACGGGGAGGAAGAACGGGCCCGACACCACCGACUGGCCAGGCCGCCCCUCAGUGGAGGACUUCCUCAGGCCACCCGGGGGAUCCGCGACACUACCGUCCUUUGGCGGAGUCUUGUCGGCGGCAGGGAAGGAGGAACUGCGCCUCUUGAAGGACCUGAAGGCUUCCUGUCCCUCGGACUGUGCGUUGACGUCCACCAUGUUGGUCUUGGUCCGGGUGAGUAUGCGGCGGAGGACACGUGUGCUGUCGUCUCUCUCCUCUUUCUCGGUCAUCUCCGUCAGCAUGGUCUCGGUGCGCCUGAUGGUGCGCCUGGAGAUCCUGCAUGACAGGCACUCACACAAGCGACAUAUCCAACCAAACACAUACAUGGGGACGCAUGAGUGGAUGUAUCGGUACAUGGGUGCGAUGGUCGGCAGGGGGGCGUUGGUGCGGAGCAGGCGGGCCACGGCGAGGGGGCUGGCGCAUGUGAGCGCCGAGUCGCGCCUGUCAAUGCGCUGAUCGUCGUCGUCUUCACCCGCGGCCUCAUCGACGAACUGGAUGGUGCGCUUCCUCUUGAAGACCACGUUCUCGCCGGGCGACACCUCGGUGUCCGAGUAGGGCUGUGUGGCCUCCUGGCGAGCACCCUUCUCGAGAGCGGCCAGGGCGACGCUCUUGCGCCUCUCUGUCUGCAUCUGCAGCAUCUGCCUCGCCUCCUCCGUGUCUCUCUCGGCGAGCAUCUGGCUGAGUGACAAUGUCGACUGGCGCAGGUCGGACGUCCUGUGUUUGCCAUACUGCUUCUUCUUGGUGGACGCACUCGUGGUGGACGUGUCCUUCUGAGGCGAUAACGGCGACAGAGUGGUGCUGAUACGGCGAAAGGGGGAAAUCGGAGACAUGUCAGUGAUGUUGGUCACUGUCGGGCUGCCCUCCAAACUGCACCAACACACCACACACGCCAUCAGUCGACACAAAGACUCACGACGAUGUAAGGGAGAUACGGAUGACCUGACCUGGUUCUGUCGUCCGAUUCUGUGGCGGCAGAGGUGAUGCUGACUCGUGAGGCCUUCGGGGGCAGCCGCAUCAUCGGGCGGCUCACCGGCCCGACCCUCUUGCUGGAUCGAAGAGGCAUUGUGUGCCCUUGGGAGAGGAAGGACUCCCGGCCCAGCGACCUGCGCUUCAUGAUGGACUUCCGCCGGGCCUUGGGCUGCUGCUCGUGGUGCUUGGCCGCAUCCCGCGCAUUGGGAAAGAGCAGCUCGCCGUCGGAGUAGGUCACACGCCGCUCGCCAGACACCGACUUGGUGGUGGUGUCAUCGUCAUCCGACGACUCCUGCCGCUUGUCGGGGUCCUGCAUCUCGCUGUCCGGCAGGAGGGCCCAGGCACGCUGCGCUAAGAGCCGCUGCGUUCCCAGCACACGAGUCGCGGGAUUCCCACCCGACACGAGCGAUAUUCUGCGCAGUGCCUCGAGGGUGUUCUGCCUGGUCUGCUUGUUCUCAGAGAGGACCUUCUUCUCCUCCUUGUCUGUCAGCUCGUCGCUGUCUACCUGCAGCCCAUGCUUGUCUGCACACACACACACACACACACACACAGACAAUAGACGUAUGCGCGACUCCAAGGUGCGGGAAUAAGCGCCUUGCCUGUGUUGGUCUGUUUGCGUACCUUGUGUGAGAUGUCUGGGGCUGGGUGUGGGUGACGGUGGGGUGUGAUGGCCCUGCUCCUCCCCCCUCUGCUUCAUCUCCUUGAUGCGGGACAAAGACACCUUCUUGAGCACACGACGAAAAAACCGACGGUCGUCCGGGAAAUGACUCGACGCCUCUUGCCAGUCCUGCGUGACGCACAUAUGACGUAGGGAAUGGAUGCACCGCACAGGAGACCGUGGAUGUGCACGCACACACGUGCCACCGUGCCGCGGUAAGCUCACCCUUUGCAGCAGCACGUGGCACUUGCAUGUGGUAGUGGCCUGUACACUGCUGGCCGCCUUGUGGGGCACAAUGAGUGACGCCUCACCGAUCCAGUCACCGCUCUUCAAAAUUCCCGCUGACGAACCUGAUAUGUUGACGGAGGCAGGCAGGCAGGCAGGCAGGGAGGGAGGGAGGGAGGGGGGAGGCAUGUGACGCAGAUGGACAGACAGAGGAGAUAUAUAUCGGCUGUGUGAGCUGACUGACCGCUGACGACCAGUUUGGCCUCCCCGUCAGCAAUGUAGAAGAGGUGCUGAGCCAACUCACCCUCCCUACGCAUUCACACAUACACGGACACACAGGCCGUUCACACCGGGGUCAGGGAAGAAGAGGGUGUAUGUGUGUGUGGUACAUACCUGACGAUGUACUGUGACGGCAGAAAUAUCUGCUGCACAAUGCGGAUGGAGGCCUCACGUAGCAAAUUCGGAUUGCAGUAGCGAAACAAUGGCAAACGGUUGAACCUGCGUGUGCAACACAUACAGCAAAGGUGCAUGGAGUCAUGCAUACGUGUCUCAGCUCACAUGUCAGCGUAGUGCAGGCUGGCGAUCUCCAUGCGGAUGCUGAUGGGUAGCCCACGCAGCGUCUGGUGGAUCUCAGAGCCAUACAGCGGCUCAAACUGGCUGUAAUACACCUGCAGACAGACAGACAGACAGACAGCGCCACAUAUACAGACAGACAUUGCAGCCAGCCAUGGUGAGGUCUUGACGCACCCGUAUUUGUUCCCUGAGUGCUCCCGGCAACUGUCUGGUGCGGACGUAUUGCUGUAUGGAGUCGAGCUUCCUCUUGAGCCGGUAGCUGGCGCCGUGGAUAUUCUGGAUCUGGGCGCUGAACAGCGCAAAGAGCGACGAGUACACCGACGCACCAAUGAGCAUCACGCACAAGGCCACAAGCCUCUCCCACACAUUAGUGGGCGCUAUGUCGCCGAAUCCCGCGCUCGUGAGUGUGCAUGUGGCCCAGAAGAUGCCACAUAUGAGCUGGUAUAUGGUGGCUGUGUCCCGGAUGCCGUCUUCGAAGGUGGACAUCCAUCCGUCUCUCAUCUGGCCCACCCGCAGCCAUGCCACGGCCGUCCACAGGCCGAUGUACCACAGCACCAGCCCCAGGUGCACCAGCUGCAUCGCCCGCUCCACAACCACAUUCUUGUGUCUCUUGGAAAGGAAGAACCGCAGCUCCUCCAGCCGCAGCAGCUUCAGAUACCGCAGCAAAAUGACUGCCCACGAGGACCGAUUGGCGCGUAUGAGCGUCGUGAAUGAGAUGAUGGGCAGCGAGGCCAGCAGCACGGUGAUGAUCUUGCGCCGCUCGCGGAUGUGGAACGGGUUGGUGAGCAUCUCACGCCGUGUUUGGGGCUGCAGGGGCGCCAGGUGUCGGAACCGGAAUAUCGUGUCGGACGCCUUGAGUUUGGCGUCGCGGUACACAUACAGCCGGAGGGCACCGUCCAGCAGAUACACCAACUCGGCAAACAUCUCCAAACCCAACCACACACCCUGAGUGUACCACACAGUCAAUGAGUGAGCGAGCCACACACACACCAUGCCAUAAAGUCAUGAUGUGAGUGAUGUCCCUGACCGUGCAUUUGUUUUUGAAUGCCGAGUGGAAGGGUACGGCGGUGUAGUAGAAGAGGAUGCACACCACCAUGAGGUUGUACCACACGCGAGGGAACAGAGGGGCGUACAGCGGGUCCGCCAGACGCUCGCGCUCCUCCUCGCUCCCUGAACAACGACAGACGAGCAAAACAAGAGACACAUACAUGUCUAUAGCGGCUCUGUGUGAGUGCACGGCUUCGGAAUACACACUCGGGAUGUCCAGAAACGUCUGUUCGGUGGGGACAAGACGAAAGGAGAAAGCACGUCCGCCGCUGGCAUGUGGGCAUCAUUCCUUCAGUGUCGUGUGCGUCCCUCACCUUGAGAUGCCAUGGAAUGUACCUCUGCUUGUCGCUGACGAACUUUUUGGAGGCGGCUCGCCCAGGAGGAGGCGGGCCGCACGUCGUACACGUGAUCAU